AUGUCGAGCAUCUGGACCACGUCGUACCAGGCUACGACAUUCGCUACGCUCAUCCUCGCUGCUGUAAUUUACGGCGCGUGCGUGCAGCAGGUGGCUCGCUAUGCCUUCGUUUUUAGGGGCGAUAGCUUCGCCCUGAAGAUCUGGGUGUACCUGCUUCUAGCUCUGACUACUACCGGCUUUAUUCUCGAUUCUAUCAAUACCUGGGGAUACCUCACCGGUAGCUCUAUCGCCUCUCAACAACUAUACGCGAUCGAGGGUGCCCUGGCCGGUAUUACCAUCUUUGUCGUUCAAAUCUUCUUCAUCGUUCGGAUAUGGACUGUCCGACGAGAGGCCCGGCCCGACUCAGUGUAUACAACACUCCAAGUCGGAAUCCUGGCUGUCAUGGCGCUCGCGUCUGUGACCUGCGUCAUGACUAUCACCGGAUACCUGACUGCACCGACGUUUCCUAAGAACGGCCACACUGUGACUGCGAAUCUGCGCAAAGCGAAGAUUGCGCUUGACGCCGCGCUCGACGCUUUAGUGACAGUUUCGCUGAGCGCUCUCCUGCAAGCUCAUCGGAACGAGUUCUCGCACUUGCGUAGAGACAGCCCUUUAGAGCGCCUCUUGGUGUUCUUUGCGGCUCGCGGUAUCAUCAUGGCCGUUUUCCAGUCACUGUUCCUCAUCUUGGUUUUCGCUGAGAAUUACAUCACUGUUGGCGCGGCGAACACUACACUCAUGCCUAAAGUCUAUGCUAUUUCUAUGCUUCUCACCCUCAACAACCGCAAGACGCGAUCAGGACAAUCCGGUCCCGGCUCGACCGGCUCUCGACCACCGCGUACACAUGCCUCCGAUCCUGUCGACCUUAUGCUGUUCUCUCUCCAGACCGGGACACAACGAACACAUACCGAUCUGGAGGAUGAACUGCCGAGAAGCGGACGUGCUUCGCCCGUUGUCUUCGCGUCGUCGAAGGGCCCGCCCGAGGAAGUUAACAUGCAUCCUGAACCGGAUGACUUUGACAGUGCGUUGGGCGAUCUUCACAGGAUCAGAAGUGCGAAAUCGGGUACCCACCAUCAUGACAUGUAA
Messenger RNA from Peniophora sp. CBMAI 1063, 1062 nucleotides. NCBI's taxonomy places the organism in Eukaryota, Fungi, Basidiomycota, Agaricomycetes, Russulales, Peniophoraceae. The record is from the annotation of a GenBank genome assembly.